UUCUGCCUGUGCAACCCCGUAGUACGCACUCAGUCUAUAUAAACAAACGUUGAAGCGCUUCAUGUUCAGAAGCGCUCAGAGCGCUCCAGAGUGUAGAUCAAAAAAGGGAAGGGAGCAGUCGGUAGCCAUCUUACAUAGGACCAAAACACAAAUAUCUCGACUAUAAAGGCAACCGACAGCAGAGGUCCCUGGGAUAUCGCCUUCGGAGACUUUCCGGUCACCGUUGGCGGCCUGACCAGAGUCGUGGUGACAAUUUAAAGACUGUUCCUGCUCACAAAGCGGCGUGCCGAGGAAGGACGCGUCUCUUUGAAUAGACAGGAUGCAUGGACCGCCCUCCGGCGACAGCGCAUGCCCAUUGCGCACGAUCAAGAGAGUUCAAUUCGGCAUCAUCAGCCCAGAUGAGCUUAAACGGAUGUCCGUUACGGAGGGGGGUAUCAAAUACCCCGAAACAACAGAAGGAGGACGUCCUAAAAUGGGUGGCCUUAUGGACCCGAGACAAGGGGUCAUAGAAAGAUCUGGGAGAUGUCAGACAUGUGCAGGCAACAUGACAGAAUGCCCUGGCCACUUCGGGCACAUAGAACUGGCAAAGCCAGUCUUCCACGUCGGCUUUGUAACAAAGAUUAUAAAGGUUAUGCGUUGUGUCUGCUUCUUUUGCUCAAAGCUUCUAGUGGAUUCGACGAAUCCAAAGAUCAAAGACAUCCUAAUAAAAUCUAAAGGGCAGCCCAGAAAACGUUUGACACAUGUGUACGAGCUGUGCAAAGGAAAAAACAUCUGUGAAGGAGGAGAGGAGAUGGACAACAAGUUUGGAAUGGAACAGCAGGAGACUGAGGAGGACAUAACCAAGGAGAAGGGUCACGGGGGCUGUGGGCGCUACCAACCCCGCAUCAAACGCUCUGGCUUGGAGCUGUUCGCAGAGUGGAAACACGUUAAUGAGGAUUCGCAGGAGAAGAAAAUUCUGCUGAGCCCUGAGCGUGUCCACGAGAUCUUCAAGCGCAUCUCUGAUGAAGAAGACGUCAUCUUGGGCAUGGACCCGAAGUUUGCCCGACCAGAGUGGAUGAUUGUAACUGUGUUACCUGUGCCUCCCCUGGCUGUCAGGCCUGCUGUAGUUAUGCAGGGCUCUGCUCGAAACCAGGAUGACUUGACCCACAAGCUGGCGGAUAUUGUCAAAAUCAACAACCAGCUGAGAAGAAACGAGCAGAGUGGCGCAGCGGCUCACGUCAUCGCUGAGGAUGUCAAACUGCUCCAGUUUCACGUAGCCACCAUGAUCGACAACGAGCUGCCAGGCCUUCCAAGGGCAAUGCAAAAGUCUGGCCGUCCUCUCAAAUCCUUAAAGCAGCGUCUAAAGGGGAAGGAGGGGCGAGUCCGAGGUAACCUCAUGGGUAAGCGAGUGGACUUCUCCGCCCGUACCGUCAUCACGCCAGACCCCAUGCUGCAAAUCGACCAAGUGGGCGUGCCUCGAUCUAUCGCAGCCAACAUGACCUUCCCUGAACUCGUCACACCCUUUAAUAUCGACAGAUUACAAGAGCUGGUGCGAAGAGGGAACAGCCAGUACCCAGGAGCCAAAUACAUCAUCCGGGACAACGGAGACAGAAUUGACCUUCGGUUUCACCCCAAACCAAGUGACCUUCACCUGCAGAUCGGCUACAGGGUUGAAAGACACAUGUGUGAUGGCGACAUCGUCAUCUUCAACAGACAGCCUACACUACAUAAAAUGUCUAUGAUGGGGCACAGGGUCCGAAUCCUGCCGUGGUCAACGUUUCGACUCAACCUCAGUGUAACCACCCCAUACAAUGCCGACUUUGACGGGGACGAGAUGAACCUCCACCUGCCUCAGUCCCUGGAGACGAGGGCGGAGAUCCAGGAGCUGGCCAUGGUGCCGCGUAUGAUCGUCACACCCCAGUCCAACAGGCCCGUCAUGGGUAUCGUGCAGGACACCCUCACAGCCGUGCGCAAAUUCACCAAACGAGAUGUCUUCUUAGAGCGGGGGGAAGUGAUGAACCUCCUCAUGUUCCUUUCCACCUGGGAUGGAAAAGUGCCUCAGCCGGCCAUCCUGAAGCCCCGUCCUCUGUGGACCGGCAAGCAGAUCUUCAGCUUAAUCAUUCCCGGACACAUUAACGUGAUCCGCACACACAGCACCCAUCCCGACGAGGAAGACAGCGGCCCUUACAAGCACAUCUCGCCCGGGGACACCAAGGUCGUAGUGGAGAACGGGGAGCUGAUCAUGGGCAUCCUGUGUAAGAAAUCCCUGGGAACCUCUGCCGGCUCCCUCGUCCACAUCUCCUACCUGGAGAUGGGCCACGACAUCACCCGACUCUUCUACUCCAACAUUCAGACUGUGAUCAACAACUGGCUGCUCAUUGAGGGUCAUUCCAUUGGUAUUGGUGACUCCAUUGCUGAUGCCAAGACCUACCUCGACAUCCAGAACACCAUCAAGAAAGCCAAACAGGAUGUGAUAGAAGUCAUCGAGAAAGCCCACAACAAUGAACUGGAGCCGACCCCCGGUAACACUCUGAGGCAGACCUUUGAGAACCAGGUGAAUCGUAUCCUGAACGACGCUCGUGACAAAACAGGUUCUUCAGCCCAGAAGUCUCUGUCUGAGUAUAACAACUUCAAGUCCAUGGUGGUGGCCGGGUCCAAGGGCUCAAAGAUUAACAUCUCACAGGUUAUCGCUGUGGUGGGGCAGCAGAACGUGGAGGGUAAGCGAAUCCCCUUCGGCUUCAAACACCGCACGCUGCCUCACUUCAUCAAGGAUGAUUACGGUCCUGAGAGCAGAGGCUUUGUGGAGAACUCCUACCUGGCCGGUCUCACUCCCACAGAGUUCUUCUUCCACGCCAUGGGAGGAAGAGAGGGUCUUAUCGACACAGCUGUCAAGACUGCUGAGACUGGUUACAUCCAGCGUCGUCUGAUCAAGUCCAUGGAGUCGGUGAUGGUGAAGUACGACGGCACCGUGCGCAACUCCAUCAACCAGGUGGUUCAGCUGCGGUACGGAGAGGACGGCUUGGCAGGAGAGAACGUGGAGUUUCAGAAUGUGGCCACGCUCAAACCCUCGCACAAGGCCUUUGAGAAGAAGUUUAAGUUCGAUUGCACCAACGAGCGAGCGCUGAGGCGGAUGCUGCAGGAGGACGUAGUCAAAGACGUGAUGACCAAUGCGAACGUGCAGAGCUCUUUGGAGAAGGAGUAUGAGAAGAUGAAGGAGGACAGGGAGGUCCUCCGAGCCAUUUUCCCCACUGGGGACAGCAAGGUUGUGCUGCCAUGCAACCUGGCCAGAAUGAUCUGGAACGCUCAGAAGAUCUUCCGCAUCAACACUCGGACCCCAACGGACCUCAACCCUCUUAGGGUGGUCGAGGGUCUUCAAGACUUGAGCAAAAAGCUGGUUAUCGUGAACGGUGACGACCCGCUCAGCCGACAGGCCCAGCAGAACGCCACCCUGCUCUUCAACAUCCACCUGCGCUCCACGCUCUGCUCCAAACGCAUGACCGAGGAGUUCCGCCUUUCCACCGAAGCGUACGACUGGCUGCUGGGAGAGAUCGAGGCCAAGUUCAACCAUUCCAUCGCCCACCCAGGUGAAAUGGUCGGCGCUCUGGCUGCUCAGUCUCUGGGAGAGCCCGCCACUCAGAUGACCCUGAACACUUUCCAUUACGCCGGUGUGUCCGCCAAGAACGUAACACUCGGUGUGCCUCGUCUGAAGGAGUUGAUCAACAUCUCCAAGAGGCCCAAAACCCCCUCGCUGACGGUCUUCCUGCUGGGUCAGGCGGCUCGUGACGCUGAGAGGGCCAAGGACAUCCUCUGUCGGCUGGAGCACACCACGCUGCGAAAGGUGACGGCCAACACCGCCAUCUACUACGACCCCAACCCCCAGAACACGGUGGUGGCCGAGGACCAGGAGUGGGUGAACGUCUACUAUGAGAUGCCCGACUUUGACGUGACGCGCAUCUCCCCGUGGCUGCUGCGCAUCGAGCUCGACCGCAAGCACAUGACCGACCGCAAGCUGACAAUGGAGCAGAUCGCAGAGAAGAUCAACUGCGGUUUCGGAGAUGACUUGAACUGCAUCUUCAAUGACGACAACGCUGAGAAGCUCGUCCUGCGAAUCCGAAUCAUGAACAGCGACGAAAACAAGUUCCAAGAGGAUGAGGAGGUGGUGGACAAAAUGGACGAUGAUGUGUUCCUCAGGUGCAUCGAGUCCAACAUGCUGACUGACAUGACCCUGCAAGGCAUUGACCAGAUCAGCAAGGUGUACAUGCACUUGCCCCAGACGGACAACAAGAAGAAGAUCAUCAUCACGGAGGAGGGUGAAUUCAAGGCCCUGCAGGAGUGGAUCCUGGAGACGGACGGUGUGAGCCUCAUGAGGGUCCUCAGCGAGAAGGACGUGGAUCCCGUCAGGACAACCUCCAACGACAUCGUGGAGAUCUUCACGGUCUUGGGAAUUGAGGCGGUGCGGAAGGCUCUGGAGAGGGAGUUGAACCAUGUCAUCUCUUUUGACGGCUCCUACGUCAACUACCGUCACUUGUCCCUGCUUUGUGACACCAUGACCUCCCGCGGUCACUUGAUGGCCAUCACGCGUCACGGCAUCAACCGUCAAGACACAGGCCCGCUCAUGAAGUGUUCCUUUGAGGAGACGGUGGAUGUGUUGAUGGAGGCGUCGGCUCACGCUGAGAGCGACCCCAUGAAGGGUGUGUCGGAGAACAUCAUGCUCGGCCAGCUGGCCCCGGCCGGUACAGGAUGCUUUGAUUUGCUGUUGGAUGCGGAGAAGUGUAAAUACGGCAUGGAGAUCCCUACAAACAUCCCCGGCAUCAGCGUGGCUGGACCCACUGGAAUGUUCUUUGGAACGUCGGCGAGUCCCAUGAGCGGUAUGUCGCCUGCCAUGACCCCGUGGAACACAGGAGCCACGCCUGCCUACGGAGCCUGGUCCCCCAGCGUCGGAAGCGGCAUGACCCCCGGAGCAGCAGGUUUCUCUCCCAGCGCGGCAUCAGACGCAAGUGGCUUCUCUCCGGGCUACUCCCCCGCCUGGUCUCCCACUCCUGGCUCUCCGGGAUCCCCAGGACCCGCCAGCCCCUACAUCCCAUCUCCAGGUGGAGCCAUGUCGCCCAACUACUCCCCCACCUCACCCGCCUACGAGCCUCGCUCCCCCGGAGGCUACACUCCCCAGAGCCCCGGCUACUCCCCAACCUCCCCCUCCUACUCCCCCACGUCUCCCUCUUAUUCCCCGACCAGCCCCAACUACAGCCCCACGUCUCCCUCGUACUCUCCCACCUCCCCCAGUUACUCCCCAACCUCUCCGUCCUACUCUCCCACAUCUCCCUCUUAUUCCCCGACAUCUCCCUCCUAUUCCCCCACCUCCCCUUCUUACUCCCCUACAUCCCCCUCCUACUCCCCCACCUCACCCAGCUACAGCCCAACGUCGCCGAGCUACAGCCCGACGUCACCCAGCUACUCCCCCACUUCACCUUCUUACUCCCCAACCUCUCCCUCUUAUUCCCCAACCUCCCCAUCUUACUCCCCCACCUCCCCAUCUUACUCCCCCACCUCCCCUUCUUACUCGCCGACCAGCCCGAGCUACAGCCCGACAUCACCCAACUACACACCAACCUCCCCCAGUUACUCCCCCACCUCCCCCUCUUACUCUCCAACGUCGCCCUCAUACUCCCCGACCUCCCCCAACUACACCCCGACCAGCCCCAACUACUCCCCCACCUCCCCCUCGUACUCCCCCACCUCUCCGUCCUACUCGCCCUCCAGUCCUCGCUACACCCCUCAGUCGCCCACCUACACCCCCAGCUCCCCCUCAUACAGCCCAAGCUCCCCCUCCUACUCCCCCACCUCCCCCAAAUACACCCCCACUUCCCCCUCGUACAGCCCCAGCUCCCCAGAGUACACCCCGACCUCUCCAAAGUACUCCCCCACCUCACCAAAGUACUCGCCGACGUCGCCGAAGUACUCGCCUACUUCGCCCACCUACUCCCCGACGACUCCAAAAUACAGCCCCACCUCUCCCACUUACUCCCCUACCUCCCCCACGUACACCCCCACCAGCCCCAAGUACUCCCCGACAUCGCCUACUUACUCCCCCACUUCCCCCAAGUACUCACCCACGUCUCCUACGUACUCGCCGACUAGUCCCAAAGGCUCCACGUACUCCCCCACCUCUCCGGGUUACAGCCCCACGUCGCCCACCUACAGCCCGGCCAUCAGCCCCGACGACAGCGACGAGGAGAACAACUGAGGGGAGACGGUGGAGAAGGGGGGGCGCCUGAAGAAACUCACCUUAUGGUCGGACACUUUAAGAAACCCCCGUCACCCGAAGGACAGCGCCUUUAACCAGCUGGAGGUGACGGUGCUUCUUGCCACAGGAAGUCCCGAUUGGGCGAAAUCUCUGUUUAUGGUCCAUCUAAGCCCCGCCCCCUUUACCACAUGUUCAAACUAUUAUGUGAAGACUUGACUGCUCUGCCUGAAGGAAGGAAAAAAAGGCUGCCUUUUUUUGAAAUCGUUUUUUUUUUUAUUUCCCACUGGGUGUCGGUGCAAACCCAAGGGAAUGACAAGGAGAGGAGGAUGUGGUGAACGCAUACCAGGGGGAGGAAGUGUCCCUUUUUAACUUUAUAGUGUACUGCUUCCAGUCUCUCUCUCAUUCUCUGAAAACAUCGGGGGUAUUAGUUGUGGGAAGCGUACAUAUUGCCAAAAGCCUUUUUGAAAAGUGGAUUGUAUUCAUCACUAAAAAAAAUAAUAAUCAAAGAGGGAAGGAUUAGACUUUGUUUACUGCAUACUUCACCACGGUGUAUUUUGUUAGACCCUUUUGCUGCUUUUGUAGUUGCUGCCAGUUGUGGGGGUUUUAUGCAACAAAGUUGGAGCAUUAGGUGUUAAAAAUGGUCGAGAGGAAGGAUUGUCCAAAGAGGAAAGUUGGAUUGGAGAGAGAAACUGGCUUGCAGGGAAAAAGAAAUGUCUCUCUUGAACAUCAUUAAUACAUAACUGUAUGUACCCAUCGCCCUCUCCUCCUUUUCCUUCACACCCCCAAAGACAAAAACUGAAAGAUGUCAAGAAAACACCCACCAGCAUCCUCUUGUCCUCUACCAUUUUGGAGACUCGUGCAUCGAAAGCAAAAAAAGCUAAAACUUUUCAAGAUACUAUUCUUCCCUUGACACUGGGAAUUAAAAGAUUUAUAUGGAAAAAAAAUAAUCGAAUGAUUAUUCUGUCUUUAAUUUUGAAUUCUAGGAGGAAAUGGAGCACUCGUGGACGAGGGAAAAGUAGUGUGGCGUUGCUGCUUUGUCAUUCUUUGCAUGAGUAGCACAUGUUAAUACAUUUUAAUCAAACUUUAGGUUUAAAAUUUGUUUAAAUCCCUCCCACUUCUUGCUAAUCUUCGUCCCAUUUCUGAUAGCUGAUGUGUACACAGGUUUAUUUGGACUAUUCAAUAUUAUUUAAGAAUGACAGUUUACUAUUCUGUGUGAAUAUGAAUAGAGGAAAAUUAAGAUUUUUUCUUUGGCUUUUUCUCUUGUUUUGGUGACUUGGUAAACCUGUUAGCAGGAGGCUCAUGUUCAUACACUGUGGAUGAAGGGGCAGGGGACGGCUUUUUCAUUUUAUUUUUUCGUCUCUGUUCUUUCUCCCUAACAGUUUUUUGCCAUUGCGGUGACUGCUGUAGUCUCUAACGUUGCAUGAUGUCACCAUUUUGUGAUGGAGGCUAAAAUUUGAGUGCUCAGUCUGGGGUAUUCACUUCUCGGGAUGCCAGAGGGCAACAUUUGUCCUCCUGUUUGUUGGCCUUUGGAACAUUUCAUUCUCGUCAAAGCAGAGAUUCUCAAAAGAAACAGCACUUUUGGUCUCUCUCUAAAAACAACAACCUUACCCACUACAUUAGUGUGAAUUUUCUUUUUGAAUAUAGGUGCUUUCUCACACGACUCAAGUGUGUUUGGGAACCGUCUGUACACCCGAUGACGAUAGUGGAAACUACUUUCUUUUCCUUGUUCUAUUUCGACUCGGUCUCUGAAAUUAAUAGCUGGGUCUCCUCCCUCUUCAUCCACAAGUGAUCCUCAUUUCUGAAAUCAAGUGUUUCUUUUUUUUUCUACCAGUGUAUUUACCUGUGACGAGGGAAAAUCAUGGGGAAGGGGGACGUGAUGAAUCUUGACUGGGAGUCCUGAGAUAAAACACAGCCAGUAAUCUUUUGGGUUCUGAAAAUGUUAAAAUGAGUUGUCAUGAUUUUUGAAACAUUGCUACCAAGAUAGGUCUUGAAUUGAAAGGACUGCAUCUUCUGGCCUUUUGAGAUAAAGCAGGUUUGGUAAUUGCACUUAGUAAAUAUUGUGGUGGACCUAAGCCCCAGACAGUGAUAUUUUUGUGCACUAUGUUUGCAUCUAAUCCUGUUGUCUUAACUGUGUGCCGUCCAUUUCAAUUCAGGACAUCGGGGCUCCCAGGUGGUAUGAAUGUGUGUGUGUGUGUGUGUGCGCGUGUGUCUUAGGGCCAGACAGGGUUUCAAACUGAGGAAAGACUUCACAUGUCUGGGCAAAGGAAGGGUUAACUUGAAAUUGCCACUGUAAAGAAAUCAAUUCAUUAUCUCAUUCUAUGUAUCUUUGUUCUGUUUGUUUUUUGACUUUGAAAAAAUGAAUAAACGUUUUACUACA
Eleginops maclovinus (Patagonian blennie) is the source of this 8597-nucleotide messenger RNA. It is a transcript of the gene polr2a, whose product is annotated as RNA polymerase II subunit A. NCBI's taxonomy places the organism in Eukaryota, Metazoa, Chordata, Actinopteri, Perciformes, Eleginopidae. Gene Ontology annotation, molecular function: DNA binding. Gene Ontology annotation, cellular component: RNA polymerase II, core complex. Bases 320 to 6220 code for a protein of 1966 amino acids. Gene Ontology annotation, biological process: transcription by RNA polymerase II. The transcript has 29 exons. The record is from RefSeq and is a predicted model, not a curated record.